Molecule: messenger RNA, 2701 nt
Organism: Diatraea saccharalis (sugarcane borer)
Lineage: Eukaryota; Metazoa; Arthropoda; Insecta; Lepidoptera; Crambidae
Source: the annotation of a GenBank genome assembly
ACGAGCUGUCAUGGCGUUUUGAAGUGUACAGUUUUGUGCACAGUAAAACAUAAAUAAUGAUUCUUAGGCGAAUUAUUUCUUUAAUAUAUGUGAAAUUAUUUUGUGGAUACUCUAAAGUAUCAUGAUUAACGUGUGUUUGUAAUAAUUACACGUAAGUGCGAGUUACAAUGGACAAGAAAAAUGCAAUUCGAAGAGCCAAAAGGCAGUCGAAAGUGCUUGAAGAAAAUUAUUGGGAUUGCAGCGUUUGUACGUACAGAAAUAACGCAGAAGCCUUUAAGUGUUCUAUGUGCGACGUUAGAAAAGGUACUUCUACGCGAAAACCUCGCAUCAACCCAGCGUUGGUGGCGGCUCAGGCCGCUGGUACAGCUCCUACUAGUUCACAAAAAAGGCCGAGGUCUGCGAACUCGCUCAAGAAGAAACGAAGAUAUCCCCCACGUCUUAGUAACGUCGACAGAAGUUCGGCGCAGACCAGAGAGGUAACAGUGAGCGGUGUUACUGUAGUUAUAACAGAGUAUAAACCGAAGAAGUCAGUAUCGAGCAGCUCCAGCGACAUGGAAUCAUCGAAUGACGCGCGACCAUGAUUGAUCAUCAACCCCCACCUUCCCAUACUGAGACUCACUCCGCUCUCUUUAAAAGACAUCACAAAACGUCGAUCUUUCGAAACAUAAUUCAAUAGUUGUUUUUAUUUAUGACGAAAUAAGUUAUAGAUUUACUUUAGUUUUAUCAAUUUAUAUACAUUACGUAAUAAGAAUGCACAAUGUAUGUACAGUCCAGGAAAUUGGCGGUACAUCACUCUCACGCGAUUAUUGCUUGCGCUAGGUUUUCACAGUUCUUAGAAGUGUUACUAAUAGAGCAAAAAUUUGAAGAGGAUUUGUAUACAAAGUAGUAUACGCAAAUUUCUUUGACGGUACAAUCGGACAAUUGGAUUUCUUAUAAUAGUACCGCUAUAGUUACUAGAAAAAAAUCGGUCUUAUUUCAAUGUUUUUUUUUUAUUUCUUCACAACUAUUCAUGAGUUGUUCAGCUAAUUUUUUUAUUGAUUUGGAUUAGCUGUUGCAUUCUAAUCUUUCGGUUCGAUAGUAAUUUUAAAUCAUUGUUUUUAUUGUUCCUUUUAUACAUCACUUUUUUAUAUCUACACAUUAUUUCGUGUAUAAUAAUAUUUUAUGUGUAUAUUUGUGACACUAUAUUAAUGAUGAUCUAGAUCAAUAUAAGAAACUAAUAUAGAAACUUAUCGUCUAUUUAAUAACGCUAUAAGUUAAUGUAAAAGUUUUUUUUUUUUAAUAUUUAACGAUCCUAUUGUAUCGGCCAAUUAAUUUUACCUUAAAAUUAUAAAUAUAAUCACGCUUCUUAUACCGUAACAGUGAUAUUAAUAAACAAGGUUUAGCGUCAUAGUAAAUUUACACUAAAAUUUUAAUUUUAGUAUUAGUCCUAAUUUAUAUUAUAUAGAGCAUAAGCAAACCUACUACCUCGAACUAGGUUAGCCUUUGCUAAGGCUGUUUAAUAAUAUGGAUUUUGACUAAAACUAGGUGCAGUCCCAGCGUAAAGUUAAUCCAACGCUAAACCUUGUUUAUUAAUAAGUAAUAACACUGUAUGAGUUGAGCGGAGCUUCAGGUAGGUAGGCAAGGUGUCUCAGCCACCGAUGGUGACUUUUGUAUAAUAUUCAUUAGAUUAUUAAUCGAUUCGUGUGUCGUCAUUUAGAAGGUAAUCGUUAUGUCAUUCAUUGCCUGAAACAGGAAAGGUCUGUCGGCUUCAUAGAAGACAAUAUAAGACUACAUUACACUGUUUAUCUGUGGUUUUUACGACUGAGAAAUCGUUAGCCCUUUAAUAGAAGCAUCAAGCGUCAGAUCUAUAGCUAAAAUAACGAUAUUUACCAAUUUUACCCCAGGUAUAUUUGUGGCACCAGGUAUUUAGUGCCAGUAAAUGGCAACCAAUCUCUCUCUCUCUCUUUCUCUCUCUACGGGUUAUACUAAGGAUAGUUAUGAAAUUGGUUGCCACAGUAUUUGCAUAGGUACCGAUAGCGGAAGUUGUUAAAUGUCGUAGUUUUACGGCUAGAACUAGACCUUUUAAUUUAAAAAGAGUGUUACUAAAUUAAUCGAUUACUAUUACGUAUAAGAUAUAUAAUAUCCUUUGCUUCUAAUUUAUUUUCUUAUUUUAAAUUCGCAUUGGUAAGGAUAAGAUUUGUAUAUAGUAAUGGAAACCAGCGGCUCACUGCCAAAGUGAUUUGUAUAUAUAUAGAUUGAUCGGGCAGUAGGGAGAGGAUUUGUAUCGGACUGCUCUUACCAAAAUAUUUUUACAGUAGUUAAUUACGUACAUACUUUUGUCGUCUCAUGUGACGUAUUAAUUAUAUUAUAUUUUUUAACAUCAACUUUAUGAACAGAUUUAAAAUCUCUCAUUUGCAGUGAUUACACGAAUUAAAUAAUAAUAGGAUGAAUUUGCUUUAUUUUUAACAAAUUAUUUAUCAAAUGUGUGCACGGUGCAUAAAUUAUUUGCUAUGCCAACAUUUUUUAUUGGAUACUUUAAUUAGUUGUGUAAAUUAAAUAAUCUUUGGUUAUUUAAUUUAUUUGUAACUUACGUGUAAUAAGUUUUCAAGGAAAUAAAAUGCAAUUUGAAUAUGAAACUGUAUAAGUUUGGAUAAGAACUGCGACUAUUUAUGAAUUGAGAUAUUAUAAGAACUUUUGUAAUUAAUACAAGCACAAAUUGUGC